AUGAUAUUAACGUAUUUGCAAUCUUCAAAUUUGUUUGACCAACUAGCACAAGGUAUUUCCUCUCUUGUUAAUUAUAGUAUUUUGGGAAAGAAUUAUGAUACAGGUUAUUGCUUGGCCGAUUGGAUAUACCAUAAAUGGUCUACUCUUGUACAAACAAUACCCCAACCACAAGGGCCUAAGAAGCAGCUCUUUGCUACUAUGCAAGAAGGAUAUCGAAAAGAUGUAGAGAGGGAUUUUGGUGUUCUUCAGUCACGAUUUGCCAUUAUCAAGAGACCAUCACGUUCUUGGGACAAGCGGGGACUACACGACAUAAUGACUGCUUGUAUUAUACUACAUAACAUGACUAUGGAUGAUGAACACGAUGCAGAACCAGAGAUUAUUGUUCAUGAUGAAUCUUCAAGACCUGAAGAGAUGGAGAUUGAUGAUGACGAACGAUUCCUUGAUCGACAUAGGAAGAUUCAAGAUAGGGAAGCUCAUUUUAUGUUUCAGAAUGCGCUAAUUGAACAUUUAUGGCAGAGGCAUGACAACGAAGGAAUGUAA
Messenger RNA from Asparagus officinalis (garden asparagus), 540 nucleotides. RefSeq lists its product as uncharacterized. The transcript has a single exon. NCBI's taxonomy places the organism in Eukaryota, Viridiplantae, Streptophyta, Magnoliopsida, Asparagales, Asparagaceae. The coding region runs from base 1 to 540 and encodes 179 amino acids. The record is from RefSeq and is a predicted model, not a curated record.